Molecule: messenger RNA, 720 nt
Organism: Emiliania huxleyi CCMP1516
Lineage: Eukaryota; Haptophyta; Isochrysidales; Noelaerhabdaceae
Exons: 2
Coding region: 1-720 (239 amino acids)
Cellular component (GO): ubiquitin ligase complex; cytoplasm
Source: RefSeq, a predicted model, not a curated record
AUGGUGCCGCUGUACCCAAACGCGCUCACCCCGACCAUGCCCUCCCCUCCCCCCCCCGCCCGCCGUGCGAGCCGGGUGGAGGUGGCGACUGGCGCUGUGACCACGCUCGCGGGCAGCACCUAUGGCUUCUCUGAUGGCGUGGGUGGCGCGGCGCAGUUUCGCAACCCACUCGGCGUCGCCAUCAGCACCAUCGGCAGCGUUCUUCUGGUUUGCACGAGCGACUCCCUCCGCCAGGUCUGCGUGUCAGCGCCUCCUCCGCCUCCCUCCUUCGCGCCGAUUGUGGUGCCGCCCUCGACCCUCGCGGCCGACCUCGGAAAGGUGUGCGGCGACCCCGCUCUUCCCGACGGCAAGGUCACGGUGCUCGAAACCGAUCUCGCCACCUUCACCGCCCUCGUCCGCUACCUCUGCACCGACCAGCUCGACCUCGGCGAGGAGGGGGGCGGCAGAGCGCAGCGCGCGCUCGACCUGCGGCAGCUGGCGCAGAUGUACCAAGUGCCGCGCCUCGAGCUGCUCUGCGCGCAGGCGCUGCAGGAGAGCGUCGGGCCGGCGAGCGCCGUGCCGCUGCUCGAGGCGGCGCACACGAUGGGCGACGGGCGGCUCCUCGCGCAGUGCCGCCGCUGCGUGGCGGACCACGCCGCCGAGGUGCGGGCGAGCGGCGGCGUGGAGCAGCUGCGCGACUUUGGCGUGGCAAAGGGGCUGCUCGGCGACGCGCUCGACUAG